AUCGCGAGAUCAGUACUCAGGUGGGUGACCACUGGGGAAUCCCUGGUGUUGUAUGUUUUUUCUUUCUUUUUUUGGUCCCCACUUGACCCCAUCACCAGAUCUUGGCAAUAUACGCACUCUAAACCCCAACCCUGGUACACACACGCACACACCCCGUCACUUCAACAUCAGAUCAAAGUAACCAACCAUACAAGCAACAAAAGAAGUACCAUUACAUUGGGCUUUUUGUUGGAAACCUGAGCUUUUAUGACUAGCCAUGGCAAGCAACAAGAGUUCAUCUGAUAUCUCCAUCAAAAAUGGCGGGAGCCGUCCAGAUCUCGAGGUCGCAUCGCAGCCGUUUUUUUGUCGCCACUUCCCGACAGAUACCGAUGCUACCCUUCGGCACUUUCAUCACCACGCCAAAAUAUUCUACAAGCCGAGUCCUUCAAUUCGAUCGUCAAACCAGUCCCACAGCAGAAUAGCCCAUGUCUCAUUCUCCAUUCUGCCCGAUCACGGUGACUCAGUCUCAAAACACCCCGGGCCAAGCUAUCAAAGUGGGGGUGGGGUCUUGGACCUUCACUCCUGCACCUCAAAGAGACGAAGCUCUAAGCCAAGCAGAUCUGGGCUCGGCAGAGGAAGAGAGGUUUUUUUUUCAGCUUGAUACCUAUCCGUACAGUGUAGGGUUGACUCAUUUUUUGGGUUGACUUUAUAUCUUGGUUUUAUAUUGUCUUUUUUUUGUUGUUUCAUCCAAGUUUGAAGGUUCAUCCAAGAUUUCCGUCUUAUCAACGAGCAGUCGAGAUGGCCACCACGGACGACAGGCUGGAGGAAAAACCACCAUACGGUGUUGAUGUUGAUACCGAGAAGAACACGACAGCAGUCACCACCAACGAUGGCCCUGUUGCUGCUUGGACUCGGAUCCGUGAUCUUGCUCACAAGGCCAUUGUCUUUGGGCGAGUUGAGUUGAGAGGUGUGGCGCCGAUUCCUGUCAAGGAGAGGACGGUGGAUAGGACGAUCAAUAUUUUCACGUUGUGGUGGUCUAUGAAUGCUAAUAUCUUGCCUAUCGCCUUUGGCAUGAUCGGACCUGCCUCUGGGCUCAGUCUCAGAGACAGCUCCCUUGUCAUCUUGUUCUUCGUCCUGUUGACCACCCUCCUGCCGGCCUACCUCGCAACCUUGGGACCAAAAACCGGCAUGAGACAAAUGAUCCAAGCCAGAUACAGCUUCGGCCGCUACAUCGUCUCCAUCCCCGUCUUCCUCAACCUGGCCACCAUGACCGGCUUCUGCAUCAUCAUCGCCGUCAUCGGUGGCCAAUGCCUCUCCGCCGUAGCCGACGGCAACCUCUCCGUCACAGUCGGCAUAGUCAUCAUCUCCCUCGUCACCCUCGUCAUCUCCUUCUGCGGCUACAAGUGGCUCCACAUCUACGAGCGCUACGCCUGGAUCCCGGCCUUUAUCGCCAUCAUCGUCGCCGCCGGCUGCGGAGGAAGGGACCUCGCCAACCAGGUCCCUGCCGAACCGGCCAAAGCCUCUGCUGUUCUGUCUUAUGGCAUGAUCAUGGCUUCGUACAUGGUCCCCUGGGCAUGCCUCGCAUCCGAUUUCACCACUUACCUCAAGCCCGACACGUCUUCUGUCAAGAUCUUUUGCUACUCUUACUUUGGCCUGGCGACCCCAACGAUUCUGCUAAUGACGUUGGGCGCGGCUGUCGGUGGUGCGAUCCCGAACAACCCCACCUGGCAGGACAAGUACAACGAGACGCUUGUCGGCGGCAUCCUGGACGCUAUGCUCGCUCCGGCGGGCGGGUUCGGGAAGUUCCUCGUUGUUGUCCUUGCUUUUACCCUGCUUGGGAACCUGGCGGCGACGUCGUACAGCAUCACGCUCAACUUCCAGAUGUUGGUGCCGGUGUUGUUCAAGGUGCCCAGGUAUAUGUUUAGUAUUGUGCUCGUGGCAAUCAUGAUACCUGUUAGCAUCGCGGCGGCGGACGAUUUCUUUCUGAACAUGGAGAAUUUUCUUGCGUUGAUUGGGUACUGGAGUUCGGCGUUUUUGGGGGUGGUGCUGGUGGAGCAUUUUGUGUAUAGGAAGGGGGAUUGUGGAAGGUAUGAUCCUGAGGCGUGGAACGAUGCGGGUUUGCUACCUUGGGGGGUGGCGGCGCUGGGGAGUGUGGCGUUGAGCUUUGCGGUUGUGGUGCCGAGUAUGGCGCAGGUGUGGUGGACGGGGCCGAUUGCGAGGACGACGGGGGAUAUUGGGUUUGAGUUGGCUUUUGUCGUGUCGGGGUUGUUGUAUGUGCCUUUGAGGUGGGUGGAGAGGAGGCAUUUGGGGAGGUGA
This is a messenger RNA of Podospora pseudopauciseta, 2295 nucleotides long. RefSeq lists its product as uncharacterized. The record is from RefSeq and is a predicted model, not a curated record. Gene Ontology annotation, biological process: transmembrane transport. The coding region runs from base 778 to 2295 and encodes 505 amino acids. Gene Ontology annotation, molecular function: transmembrane transporter activity. NCBI's taxonomy places the organism in Eukaryota, Fungi, Ascomycota, Sordariomycetes, Sordariales, Podosporaceae. The transcript is spliced from 3 exons. Gene Ontology annotation, cellular component: plasma membrane.